UCUACCAUAGCAGGGCGGAUCUUCAAAUGGCUGCCAUGUUCUUGAGGUGUGGCUCCCACCCCCUGUCGGUCGCGGAAAUCCCACCCACCCUCCGUCCAAGCCCAGCCUCCAGGAAGCCUCCCUCAACUGCACACUGCGCCAAGUGUCUCCUGUGGCGGCCCCCGGGUCCCCCCAGAGACUCGCAGCCAGUCACGGAGAUGCACAGUAUGACCCAGCAGCAGUGGGAUCCUCAGGCCCAGGACGCAUCUGGGCUCCAGCCCAUGUGGUUUUCAGAGGCAGAACCAGAAGGAAGAACCAGCUCAAGCUUUCAACCCGGAGACAUGACUGGACAGUUCUCUUCUUCAUCCUUGCCUAACAGAGAAGUCUGGUCAUUCCUCAAAGCCAUUCCUCCCAUUCCGGAUGAGGCAGUGGUCAAGCGGAAGUCCCCACGUGGUUCCUGGAGGGUUGGCACUCUCCGCCAUGGGAAGCGAGUCAACGCCAUUGCCAUCAGCAGUGCUCCCCGCCACGUGUACACGUGUGGCACUGGCUACAUCAGGGUGUGGGAUGAAGAUGCGUUGCAUGCCUCAGACAGGGCACCUCAGGCCCAGCUGGACUUUCAGGAUCCUCGGAAUCGUGUCCUUGCAUGCAAGCUGUUUCCCGAUGAACAGAGUCUCAUCACAGGGGGAAUGGCCAGGGCUCUGACUCUCUGGGACCUGGCACCCACCCCCCAAAUCAGGGCUCAGAUGGCCUCCACGGGCUCCAUAUGCUACUCCUUGGCCCUUUCCUCUGAUGCUCACAUCUGCUUGGCUUCUUUCAAAGGAUUUGUGGAGAUUUGGGAUGUGCAGAACCAAAUCUUGAUCAGGAAACACAAAGUCCCUCCCUAUGGGUCCCGGUGUGUGGACAUCACAGGCUUUAAGUUCUGGACAGGUGGUGAGGACACCACCCUAUAUUCCUGGGACCUGAGGAGCUACCAGAAACUACAACAACACAACUUGUGCCAUGAGAUCCUAAGCGUCACCCACGACCCCAGUGAGGAAUGGGUGCUGGCCGGCUUAAAGAUGAGUGACAUCGUCAUCCUGCAUGCUCACCGGGAGGAGAAGUAUAAAGCUGUUGUCCAAAGAUACACACAACAUCACAAUCUCAAGUUCGCCUCUUGCGGGACCUAUUUUAUAGCCACACUGGAUGAAAUGAUUCACUGCUUAGCCGCACCCUCUCUAAGAAGGUUGUUCCAGGCAGAGGAAUGCUAUGACAUUCUGUGCUGUGACGUGUCCUCUGAUAAUCGGUAUCUGGUCACGGGUUCCAAGGAGAGUGCCACAGUAUAUCAGCUCUUAUAUUGAAGGUUGCGGGCUCUGGUCUUGCCAGUGAAGAACCAUGAAGAUCAGGCCAUGUGAGCUCACAGUACCAGACAUCUUCCACAACCCUCUACCUGAGCCUUGAUGGCUGGCUGGCUGCACUCCCAGGCUUUGGUUAUACAGCUUGGGGCUUUUCUUUUUGUUUCAUCCCCUACCACUGAUUUCUGUGUUUGGCAGGUAACUUUAUGAGAUAUAGCUUUGGAAUUAAUAAAAUAGAGCAAAA
Molecule: messenger RNA, 1554 nt
Organism: Arvicanthis niloticus (Nile rat)
Lineage: Eukaryota; Metazoa; Chordata; Mammalia; Rodentia; Muridae
Gene: Tle7
Product: TLE family member 7
Biological process (GO): negative regulation of canonical Wnt signaling pathway; regulation of DNA-templated transcription
Cellular component (GO): transcription regulator complex; nucleus
Molecular function (GO): transcription corepressor activity; protein binding
Source: RefSeq, a predicted model, not a curated record